Magallana angulata is the source of this 7977-nucleotide messenger RNA. RefSeq lists its product as uncharacterized. Lineage: Eukaryota; Metazoa; Mollusca; Bivalvia; Ostreida; Ostreidae. Gene Ontology annotation, biological process: cell-matrix adhesion. The coding region runs from base 112 to 7713 and encodes 2533 amino acids. Gene Ontology annotation, molecular function: protein binding; calcium ion binding. The record is from RefSeq and is a predicted model, not a curated record. The transcript has 45 exons.
UGGCCAGUUUUAAAGUUUUUUAAAGCAAGCUACCUAUAAGUACAAGGGGUGGACAGGAAACACGAUAGAAUGACACAAGCAAGUUUUCCGAUCCAAAGAUGAAGUAAUACCAUGAGAUCUUUAAAAGACUCCAAAAUGACCGGGAAAGAUUUUAUUUCCUCGGUGUUUUUGAUACUUUGUAUCCUGACAAAUACCACUCCCAUGACGUCAGCGCAAGACAUGACAACAACAAAUCCGACCGUCACGGCUAAUGCAACAAUCUGUCCAUUCAUGCUUCUGGCUCCUUCGUUUUUGGAAACCGAUUUUGGAAGACGAGCAAUAUUUAAGGGUUUUGAUGAGGCAAAACUUGAACCCAGUCUACAGGCAAGGUGGCAAGUAAUAAGAAAUGGGACAACAGAAAACAUCGAUAUUCACGUAGAAAAAUACAUGGGAAGCACACUAUUGCCUAACCUGACGCUGUUUAUCAAUCAAGCUAAAUUCGACGAUGAAGGCUUUUAUCGAUUUCAAGUUAGGAUCCAAGACGGUUGGUGCUCGAGUACCAAGGUAGAAUUAAGAAAGGUCCGGGGAAUUUUACAGUAUGGCAAAGCCUGCAAUCUGACGAGAGAGUGUAAUGAAAGAACAAGUUUAAUUUGUUCAGAUAAACACAAAAAGUGUUUUUGUGACCCUUCUUAUGCUUACGCCCAUGAGAGAAAAUGCCUAUCUCAGUCACUUCUUAAAGCAGUAUUUACAACAAGUAAUAUUUCCUCAACAUCCAUGGCGGUUGAUUGGAAAGACCCGUUACAAGGCGCCAAUCUUAUCCAGGAAUACUUCCUUGAAAUUUCCGAGAACAGUGGAUCCUUUAGUGUUAACAAAUCCGUAAAUCGAGACAAUCAAUAUCUUAUCGACGCACAUUUUGUACCUGGGCAUUUAUUUUAUGCGAAUAUUACUUCCAUUGUGUAUCUCAACGAUGUCGAAAAGACGAUUUACAUUAAGAGUGAAGUUUUACACCUUGUUGUAGAACCAUUGCCUCCUGGUGCCAUUAACAGAAGUCGAAGUAAUUUUCAUCCUGAGCAAGUACAUCUCCACUGGGGUCUGCCUUUGUUAAACACUUCCGUCGACAGGUACCAAGUAACCAUAAAUGGAAAUUCAAAGUUAUCUACUGGCAACUUCAUUGACUGGACUUCGAGACUGGAACCUGGAACAAAGUACAAUGUAACAAUUCAGGCUAUUAGUUGGUACGAUUUCAACUACGAAAAACGAAGUGUUCUGUACACCGAAGAAAUAACCACUAUCCGUACUCCGAAGGUUAUUCUUUCUUUCUCUCCUUUCUACCACAUUUCUUACUUAACAAAUCUAAAAGCCAACGCAUCCAUUCAGCUUCAAUCUCAUUUCCCGCCGAUUCUUGAAGUGAAAUGGCAAAAGAUUCGCGGAACGACAGCAGACGAUAUAGAUAUUAAUCUCAGCAGACUUCAAGGCAGUACAGUCGAUAGUAGCAAUCCUCAAUUGCAAAUCAGUAGAGUUACUUUUGAAAAUGACAAUGCAAAUUCUUACCGUUGCUUAGCAAGAAACUCCGAAGGAUGGGGGACAAGCUACAAUAGGACGUUGUCUGUAAUCGGAAGUUUAAAGUAUUAUGCAUCUUGCAAUCAUAGUCAGGAAUGUCUAUAUCGUUCAAGCAUGACUUGCCAGUCUGGCAAGUGUCUCUGUAAUUCCCGGUACUACCAAAGAAAUUCUCGUUGUUUUCCAAGAUCCUACCUAGAAGUAACGACAGUUGACAUCAAAAGCUUUUCAUGUGGUUUUGAAGCUGGGUUUGCGCUUCAGUGGAAACGACCGUCUCGAGAUCAAGAUCUUGUUAAAGGUUAUGAAGUUUCAUGGAGGGAACAAUCAAUCAGUUACGAAAAAAGGUCUGGUAUUGAUUUUGUUGGAAUGGAAACCAAGUACAGAUCACCGUGCACCUUAAAACUACAACCAGGGAGAAUGUAUUGGACAACUGUUCGAACACUCGCUGAAUUACGAAAUCCAAAGGAGAACAUCUUUGUAGAAGAGUCUUCAAAACAUAUCAUAUUAGAUCCCACUCAGCCUGGAGCAAUCAUUCGGAGCCAGAGCAAUUUCUCGGCAGAUAACUUGUACUUAAAGUGGGAGAAAUCAUCGACAAGCUUUGUAAACCGAUACAAAGUGACCGUCGGUGACCAGACACAAUACACGAGAGGAUACCUACCAGAAAUACAAUGGAAUUCUCUUCUGAUGCCCCUAACGGUUUAUAAAGUGACCAUAACUGCGAUAAGUUAUGGUUAUACUAUUAACUAUCCAACCCAUGGAUCUAAAGAGAGUCCUCCCUCUGUAAAUUCAAUACAAACAACUGAUAUUAAAUAUUCUGGAAAGAUAUACUUGCCGUAUGGAGAUGAAGACUAUAUUCUACAAGGCAAAAAGACAAGUACACCUCUAAAAUCACCGAUUACUGUUUAUGUCGGGGAUGGAUCUGACGACGGAUUCAACUCCGUAGUAAUCGGCUCUAAUGGUGUAAUUGGACUUGGAGACAAGUUUAACAGUCCGAAUAUACAAGAACUUGAUUCCUCUAAACUUUCGGGAGAAAAAAUACUUUUCCCUUUCUGGACAGUGUUACAUUCAGUUGGAAAAGUUGGGAAGGUGUACUAUAACACGUAUUCAAGGGGACCCAAAGCAGAUGAUGUCGAUGUCAUGUUCAUGGAACAGGCAGACAAUAUCAUUAAGAAACAUUUCAGAGACUUUGGAAACUUUGAAGCUAGUUGGCUUGUGAAAGUCACAUGGGAAAAUAUGACAGUAAAUGGAAUGAAAAAAGAAGAGAAAGUUACUUUCCAAUGCUAUCUUAUUUCUGACGGUGACAACACCUUUGUUGUUUUUAAUUACGUUGAUGUGAAUCUUAAGCCUAAGAAGAAUCGUAAGAUCUCCGUAGGAUAUCGGUACAACGACAUCAUUGUGCGGAACCCAUUUUCGAACAAGGAUGGUGUGUUAUGCCGAAUGACAGUUAUGCCUGGAAAUAGAGGCGGUCGUGGUCUUUUUAUUUACAAAAUGACCGAAGGGGUUCGUGCAAAAAGGGAUGCAAGGGCGUGUCAAUUGUGGUAUAACUAUACCCGAGGGAGUAAGAUACGUGAGCAGCUUAUGGCCAAUGAAAUCGAAUGUCCUUGCGAUACUCGGUUCCUCAGAUUUGAUCCACGUUUUGCCAUCAGCCGAUUUGACAGGAAAAAUCGAAUACUGUGCUUCGCCUCCGUAUUGGUUGAUGAUAACGCUGAAUGUUGUUUCAAGAUGUACGCUAAUACUGAAAAUUUAGGACCGCUGGAAAGGUCGAUGCCGCUAGCUGGAACCAGGUUACAAUUCAGUCCAUUCUUAGACCAACACAAACACAUUAAUUAUGACUUCAAUCCUAAACGUGUUUGCUGCAGUACGCAGCAGUGCGAUUUGUAUUACUUUGUACUUCCGAUCCCAGGAUGUUAUCGAAGAUCACCUUUUGCCCCAGCUGGAAUGUUUGGAGAUCCACAUAUCACAACACUUGAUGGUAAACUGUAUACAUUCAAUGGGUACGGGGAAUACACUCUGCUGAAAAUAAAUACCAGUACAACAACAUUUGAACUUCAAGCACGAACUGAACUUGCCACUGCUCAAAAUGGCGGGAAAUCAAAUGCAACAGUAUUUAGUGCUUUUGUAGCGCAAGACCAGACUGGUACCAACAUGCAGGUUGAGAUGUCACAUGACAAGAAAAGUAUGAUUAUUAAGGCAAAUGGUAGAGAUCUUACCAAGCAGUUUGAAAACGCAAACUACACUCUGCUGACGGCAAACAUUUCCAUUCGUUGGGACGGGGAAAAAAUUUCCGCCCUAUUUCUUAAGCCCCUAAUCACAGUAAAGAUAAGCAUUGAAAAGCGCCUGUUGCUUUGUGAAACACUUGUGAAUAAAAAAUACAAAGGACUGACUUCCGGUUUGAUGGGAAACUUUGAUGACAUAGAAAGCAAUGACUUUAUGCUGCCAAAUGGAACAGAGUUAAAUGAGAACGCAACGAAAACAGAAAGAGACAUAUUUUACAACUUUGGACAGCACUGGUCAGUUAAAGAAACUUCUCUAUUCCAAUACGAGGAUGGACUGACGUUCAAAGAUUUCUUCCACCCCGAGUUUGUUCCCAUGUUUGUGGACGAAGUUGACGAAAGUCGUCUAAAUAAUGCCAAAGCUAAAUGCGGUCCACGCCCUUCCUCGUCAUGUGUGUCGGACUAUCUGGCCACGGGAGACCUAGAACUAGCUUUGUCAUCCGGGAAAUCUGAGGAAAAAGCUAAAAAGAAUAUUGCUGAGAUAGAAAAUGAAACACCGCAAAUAUCCGGGAACACUACCAUUAACGUCCAAGUAAACCAGACGGUGGAGAUAAGUUUUAACAUCUCUGACGAUGGUCAAGCUGAACCAUUGUUCGUCAUACUGAAACAACCCGACAACUUCGUCCUUGACAAUCAAACGGGGAUCGCAACAUGGACACCGACCAAUGACAGCGUUUCCGAAAUCCAGUUGCUCGCGGAAGAUGAUAUGGGUGUACAGUCACCAGUUCUGGACGUUUUUGUCAACAUGUGUAGUGGGUGCAGUAACCGUGGAAACUGUGAUUUUGACAACUUAUUGUCCUCAGAGGAAAAUAAAUUCCGCAAAGUAGCAUGUGACUGCGAUCCUGGAUAUUUUGGUGACAAUUGUGAAAAUGAGACGAAUGCCUGUCUGGAAGACCCCUGUUCUCUAGACAGGGAGUGCACGGACCUAACCCCCGAAGAGGAGUCUGUACUUGGUCGCGGUUACAACUGCUCAGCUUGUCCCCCGGGCUAUGACGAAGUCGAUGCUGACUGUUUUGACAAAGAUGAGUGUUUAUUGGCUGGCGGAAAUGACUGUAACGCCUCAGUGGAGACCUGUGAGAAUACAGAGGGCGGGUAUAUCUGUCAAUGUCUUCCAGGAUAUAAGAAAACGGAUAACCAUUGCAAAGAUAUUGAUGAAUGUCUGAUUGGAACCUCGGGUUGCGAACAGAUAUGUCAGAACACACCUGGCUCUUUCACGUGUAGCUGUUACUCGGGCUUCACCUUACAAUCAGAUCAACGUUCGUGUGAGAAAGCAGCGGAUAGUGAGCCUUGUAAGGAUUAUGACAAGAAAUGUGAAUACACCUGCAGUAACAAAACAGGAACAGUUAAAUGUGAAUGUCCACUGGGAUUCCAACUGGCUGUAAAUGGAAUCAGUUGCAAAGACCUCAACGAGUGUGAGCUUUCUACAUCACCGUGCGAGCAAGGCUGUGUCAAUACCGAAGGAUCGUUUAACUGUACCUGCAGACCUGGCUAUUUUCUAAAUGAGGACAAAACAUCCUGCACAGGUUGUGAACUUCCAAACUAUGGCCAAAAUUGCAGCAAAGUGUGCGAGUGUGGUCCUGGGGGAGACAAAUGUGACGAAGCAACCGGGUGUGUCUGUCUGUCGGGGUGGACGGGGGAGAAGUGUGACGAAGACAUCGAUGAGUGUACCACAGAUCCAUUUAUAUGCGGCUCCAACCAAAUAUGCCAGAAUCUCGAGGGGUCCUACUCAUGUACUUGCGGGGAUGGUUUCGAAUUGCUGGAUAAUAAAUGCGAAGAUAUUGACGAGUGCGCUGAUAUGGGUUUGAACGACUGCCCAAAGUCCACCACAGUCUGUCGCAAUACACACGGCAAUUACUCUUGUGAAUGUCAGAAAGGAUUUCAGAUGAAAAACGGCGCGUGUGGAGAUAUAAACGAAUGUGAAACGGGCGUCCAUGGCUGUUCUCAGAUGUGCAUUAACGUAGAUGGCGGCUUCAAUUGUGCGUGUUACUAUGGAUUCACUUUACUAGAUGACAGGGAGACAUGCGAAAAAGUUAAGGACACGUGUGCCCGUUUCCCUGGCCUCAACUGUAGUUAUGCGUGUCGGCAACAAGGUCUGGACCCGGCAUCAGGGGUUUGUUUCUGUGAAUCUGGUUACCAACUUGGUGGCGACGGGACAACAUGCAUUGACAUCAACGAGUGCAGCAGCAAUAACCACUGUGUCCACAACUGUACAAACACAGAUGGUUCAUUUGAAUGUGGAUGUGCCAUUGGAUACAGACUUCAGAACGAUGGAAUAUCUUGCGAAGCAUGCGACGAGCAUUUCUACGGCGAAAACUGUGAGACACCGUGUAAAUGUGGGCGUGGCGCCCAGACAUGCCACCAUAUAGAUGGGUGUGUCUGUGAGUUAGGGUGGACAGGGGACACUUGUGAGCAGGACGUAAACGAAUGUUUAACGAGUCCUUGUCAUGGAGGUCACGAACUCUGCUUGAAUACCCCAGGGUCCUAUAGAUGUGAAUGUAAACCAGGAUUUAACAAAUCCAAUGAACAAUGUUUAGAUAUUGAUGAAUGCCAAGAUUCAACCAUUUGCCCACAGAAAUGUGUGAAUACAGAAGGAAGUUACGCGUGUGCUUGUAAUGAUGGCUUCAAACUUGAUGAAAAUGAGAAAGACUGUGAAGACAUAAAUGAAUGUCAGCAAGCAAAGUGCCACGACUGUGAGAAUUUACCGGGUAGUUUUAGAUGUUACUGCAGGGAUGGAUUUCUACUCAAUUCUACAACACAGAUGGAUUGUCACAAUAUUGACGAAUGUUCUGAUGGAAGCAAUACCUGCUCACCCCAUGCCACCUGUACGGAUACAAUUGGCAGCUAUACCUGCAAAUGUCCUGAUAAAGGUUUCAAAGGAGAUGGUCAUGAAUGCACAGCCUGCGAGGACUUCACAUACGGAGAGCAGUGUUCCCAAACGUGUACAUGUAAUACAAGUAAUACAGAAACAUGCGAUGGUUCCUCGGGGGUGUGCGCCUGUAAGACGGGGUGGGAGGGGCGAGACUGCGAUAUAGACGUGGAUGAGUGUAAGAGAGGGACCAAGGAAUGUGACGACACGGAGCUACAAAUCUGUGUGAACACCCCUGGCUCUGUCCAUUGCGAGUGUCGUUAUGGGGGAGUAGACCUAAAUAACUGUAUUGAGCCUAAACCGGAAUAUACCACAAGUGAUAUAGAAACGAAGGUUAAGGUGGAAGCUAGGUUUGAGACAAACAUCGGGCGUCAGGAAUUUCUCGCAGACUCCGAAAAGUUCGUGGAAGAAUAUGAAAAAUCGCUGAACGCUUUUUACAAAGAAGAAAAUGUCAAUGGAUUCUCUUCAGUGAAAGUCUUGUCUGUAAGAUUUGGGAGUCUAAUCAUCGACUAUGAAAUAAUUGGGAGCAUUAACAACUCGGACAGUUUUAAGACAGACCUCGCAAAAUGCAUGACCCAACUUCUUAGUGGUAAAAUCAACAUCACCGUGUUACAACAGACCCAAGUAAUACUGACCGUCACCAUUAAAGACCAGUCCGGUCUUCAGCUGACCAGCCUAUCUUCUUCCGCGUCCCCGUGUUAUGUGUUGAAAAGUUUCGGGGCUUCUUGUUCGUCUGGAAAAAAAUGUAUAGAUUCUUCUGGAGUAGCAACUUGUGUCGACGAUUCAUCUGACGAAGAUUCGUCAAUGUUUUUACUUUAUCUUGGAGUAAGUAUUCCAUUCGUCCUCAUCAUAAUAGCCAUGAUGGGUUGUUGGAUCUACCAUCAGAAAACAGCGAAUCGUGUCCAAGUAAUCCGUUUAAGUGAUCCAGACGUUCAGAAAAUGAAAGUUUGCAAGGAAAUACCUAAACGUAACUUCUUCGAAGACAUGGAAGCGCUUGGUCCUUUCUUUGGACAAGUUGAUUGGCCUAGCAAAAAGUAAUGGACAAGAAGUCAAUGCACCAAUCAACUUUCCUGAUAGAGAUUUUAAACAUACAAUAAAUAUUUUUUUUGUUUGUUUCCUCCUUCAAGUUUUAUUGAGCCAAAAUUAUGAAAAUCAUCAAACAUAUCCAUUUGUGUCAAUUUUGUUUUGAUUAAAUUGUGUAUGUACAUCUCAAUUCUCAUCCAUGAUAAGUAUGCGACAGUGAAAGCGGAUUCAAGCUUUAAGUUAUUUAGAUUAAAAUCUUUAUAUCACAUUUGUUUUUUC